Heterotrigona itama is the source of this 1987-nucleotide messenger RNA. The record is from the annotation of a GenBank genome assembly. NCBI's taxonomy places the organism in Eukaryota, Metazoa, Arthropoda, Insecta, Hymenoptera, Apidae.
AUGCAGGCAAGUAACCCCGGUCAAUUCGAGUCGGAAGGGAGUGGCGUAGGCGGCGAGGGUGGUUGGCAAAGAGGAGCAGCACCGGACAGCGUUUAUCAUACUGGUCGUGUUGGAAUUAACACCGACAGGCCUGACGAAGCUCUGGUUGUUCAUGGCAAUAUGAAGGUGACUGGCCAUAUUGUCCAACCCAGUGACGCACGAGCGAAACAAAACGUACAGGAAGUGGACACGCGUGAACAAUUGCGAAACGUGCAACAGUUGAGAGUGGUACGUUACAGAUACGCGCCGGAAUUUGCGCAACAUUCUGGUUUGGGUAUCAAGCAGCAAGAAGACACGGGUGUCAUAGCGCAGGAAGUGCAGCAGAUACUACCGGAAGCUGUGCUGCCUGCUGGGGACAUUGUCCUACCAAAUGGCCAGAGAAUCGAAAACUUCCUGCUGGUGAAUAAGGAGAGGAUAUUCAUGGAGAAUGUCGGUGCUGUGAAAGAACUGUGUAAAGUGACGGAUAGCUUGGAAACUCGCAUAGAUCAGCUGGAGCGAAUAAACAAGCGGUUGGCGAAGCUGAAAAGGGGCGAUAGUCUAAAAAGUUCGAUUAGUACAAUCUCUAGUAUAUCAAGCAACAAAUACUCAUCCUCUAUCAAUAGCAAGGCCACUGUACAGGGAAAGGGGAAGAAAUGCGAGCGGGAGGACGAGCUCCUCUGCAGCAAUAACUUAGUGGCAAUGGCGACGUUGUAUUUCUUAGAAUAUCAGAAACGUAGUAGCCUCGAAUGGACCGCGGUAGCCAGCAAUGGAAUGUUGGCUAUCAGACCAGCUCAUCCUUCUGCAGCAUCGAGCACGCCUAAUUACGAUCCUCGGUACAACUCGUUGUUAGGCAGUACGUUAUCGUCCUCGUACACUAAACAUGGAUCCUAUAGCAGAGGCUUGGACAGCAGUUUGUCCGUGAGGGUCAACGCGUUCUCUACGCAAGCGCCUCAGACGAAGCAACAAGUUUACUCUCAAGAAAUUACUUGGUAUCCUAUCAGCCAUUCUGGGCCACAAUCAAAACUCGAGAAAAAUAGCGAAUUUCCUGGGAACUGGUUGGGUAAACAUGGCGCCGGUGCCAUUCCUAGUAACGUAGAUGAAAACGAUCAAGGAUCAGAGGUCGACUCGUCUCUGAACAAGGGUCCAAUUCCAUUGGGCAGACCGUCGAAUUGUCCCAAGCACUUCAGCGAAUUUGAAAAUCCUUGUCGGAUCACAUAGAACAACCAUUGAAUGUAUUCGAGGAGAAACGUAAAAUAAGCAAAAGCUUUCAAAACGGCAGGCUUCCAUCCGAUCCAAACACGCAGACACUUGUAAAAGAGGUAAAGGAGAACAAUUACAAAUAUCCGCCUAAAAGGACAAGAAGAGAAACCGGUAGUGGAGAUUGGGCGGAAGUCGCCAGUAACGCUGCAGGAUCAUUGCCACCAGAGCCGAAGCCACAAUUGUGGAUAGUAGCAGAAAGCUUCAAUACUUCGCUCGAUCAAAAGUAUUGCUCCGCGUCCUCGCAGGACACACCGAAUAAUAUAUCUUGUAUCAUUCCUCUGUCCAAAUACAUGCCAGACGUUCAACUUACGUUACAUUUCAUUGGGAUGCCCUGGUACGGUCAAGUAGUGCAACAGUGCUCCUCGCCGAUGAGUCCUGGCAUCGAUGAAUCCUUAACAUGCGGCCGGAGAUACACGAUACAACAGCAGGCUCGACUAAAGAUCGAUAUUGAAAGUAACAAUCAACGGGGAGAUCAGUCGUUCUCUCUCGACGUUGCUCAUUACCUUAGGAAAACGUUGAGGUUUCGCGUACCUACUGUACAGCCUCAAGAGGUAAUUAAUUCCAUUCUUUCAAGUUGAUAUAUUUUCUCUCACAAAUGUUGCAAUUCCAUUUUUCUUUUUCUUUUUUUUUGCAGAAUAUCUGUAAGAACAAACACGGUGUUGAUUACUCGGAGUACACGUUGUACUUUUAUCGUGACUGCGACGAAUGA